Molecule: messenger RNA, 1809 nt
Organism: Nakaseomyces glabratus
Lineage: Eukaryota; Fungi; Ascomycota; Saccharomycetes; Saccharomycetales; Saccharomycetaceae
Gene: CET1
Product: polynucleotide 5'-phosphatase
Biological process (GO): polynucleotide 5' dephosphorylation; 7-methylguanosine mRNA capping
Cellular component (GO): mRNA capping enzyme complex
Molecular function (GO): polynucleotide 5'-phosphatase activity
Source: RefSeq, a predicted model, not a curated record
AUGUCUGAACACCACUCGAAGAGAGCUUUGUCUCUGGAUGACCUUGUCAACCACGAUGAAAAUGAUAAGUCAAAGCUGCAAAAACUAGCCGACAACGAAAGCAGUGUACGAUCAGAUGACAACAGACCUGGUGCUAUUGAAAACAUUGUGAACGGUAAUAACAGCAACAGUGACCUGAACUCUAAUGGUGUCAUUGAAGAAGACACUGAUACAGAUGAUGAUGUUGGUGGGGAGUUCACUUUUGAUAAUGGCAUAACAUUUGACUAUGACAAACAAGAUAGAUUCUCUCCAGAGAAAAAACGAAUUCAGGCGAGAAAGAAAGAUACCUCUAAAACAACACCAAGCAUAUCAAAUGAAUCACCCAGCAAUUCAAAAGAAUCCUCAGUCCCUGUUGAUCCUCUUUCCAGCAAUAUAAGUGCUACAGAUAGAAAGGAUUCGUCAGAGGAGAAACCUGACUUGACUGGACCAGAAUUAGUAAAAGAACCUGAUACCAACGAAUACAAGAGACCAUCUAUCCAGUCCAUAACCAAUGCGGAAGAUACUACCUAUAACGACCAUAAAGCAGCUGGAAUGGAAAAAACAUCGAACAAGCAUAGCUUACCAAAUAUUCUUUCCGACAGUAUCGAUGAAACUGUCACGGAGGAACAUAAACCAAAAACUGAAACUGAACAAACAAUAACAGAAUAUCAACAAGAAAAUAAACAGAAAGAUAACGUAAACGAAAGCAAUUCAGAAGAAACCCACGAUAUUAAAAAUGAUAAUAUGAACCAAGUCGAAAAAAUAUUCCAAGAAAAGACAUCUACACUUUCUAAAAAGAAUAGUGUAAAAAAGGAUCUGGAACUAUUAAACGAAAUAUCUGCAUCUUCCAAGCCAAAUAAAUAUAAAAACACACCAAUUUGGGCUCAAAAAUGGAAACCUACAGUUAAAGCUCUACAAAACAUCGACACAAAUGACUUCAAAAUUGACAACUCCAUUUUAGACAUUAUACCAGAUGAUGAUUUAACAAAGUCAGUUCAGGAUUGGGUUUAUGCAACUUUAUAUUCGAUUGACCCAGAUUUGAGACCGUUUAUUGAGCUGGAAAUGAAAUUUGGAGUUUUAUUAGAAUCAAAAAGCCCAGAUAGAGUUAAUCCACCAGUUUCCUCACAGGCAGUAUAUACUGAUAUGGAUGCUCACCUUACACCAAAUGUAGACGAGACUGUGUUCAAAGAACUCAGUAAAUAUAUCCAAAGUCUCAGUGAAAUCACAGAAAAUGCUGGUAAAUUUAACGUGAUUGAAGCACAAACUAAGGAUGCAGUCUAUAGAGUCGGUACAUCUACCCAAAGACCGAGAUUUUUAAGAAUGAGUUCAGAUGUAAAAACAGGUAGAAUUGGUGCAUUUAUCGAGAAGAGACACAUAUCUCAAUUAUUAAUCUACUCUCCAAAGGAUAGUUAUGAUGUUAAGUUAUCAAUAAACUUAGAACUUCCGGUUCCUGAAAACGAUCCACCAGAGAAGUAUCAACAUCAAACACCUGUUAGUGAAAGAACAAAAGAGAGAGUUAGUUAUAUUCAUAAUGACUCUUGUACAAGGUUCGAUAUCACAAAAGUUCAAAAUCAUAAUAAAGGCAUAAAAUCAAAUGACGUUGAAAUAACACACGAAAUCGAAUUAGAAAUAAACACACCCGCUUUAAUCAAAGCUUUUGACAAUAUAAUGACGGACAGCAAAGAAUACGCUACAUUGAUUAGGACGUUCCUCAAUAAUGGAACUAUUGUUCGCAGAAAACUAUCAUCACUUUCAUAUGAAAUAUUUGAAGGUCAAAAAAAGAUACAAUAA